Coregonus clupeaformis (lake whitefish) is the source of this 3891-nucleotide messenger RNA. It is a transcript of the gene agfg1b, whose product is annotated as ArfGAP with FG repeats 1b. The transcript is spliced from 12 exons. The coding region runs from base 195 to 1616 and encodes 473 amino acids. The record is from RefSeq and is a predicted model, not a curated record. Gene Ontology annotation, molecular function: GTPase activator activity. Lineage: Eukaryota; Metazoa; Chordata; Actinopteri; Salmoniformes; Salmonidae.
CAGAGCUUCCCACCGGUAGGUGUCAGUCACGCUCCGGUUAACUGUCUAGUACAUCUUUAUACCAACGAAGAAGAAAUAUGUCCGUCCCACUAGACCUCCUUGCAAGGUGUCUGGACCACCGCCUUCGAGGCAAGACAUCCCCUCCCUAGCCCUGGAUAAACUUCUCCCACCUUUAGUAGCCCCUUUUCUCAACCAUGGCGACGAGUGCGAAGCGAAAACAAGAGGAGACGCAUCUUAAGAUGCUUCGGGAAAUGACUAGCCAGCCCCCGAAUAGGAAGUGCUUUGAUUGCGACCAGCGCGGCCCGACUUAUGCCAACAUGACAGUGGGUUCCUUCGUCUGCACCACCUGUUCUGGCAUCCUACGAGGCUUGAAUCCCCCCCACAGAGUGAAGUCCAUCUCUAUGACCACCUUCACACUACAGGAAAUUGAAUUCUUACAGAAACACACCAACGAGGUUUGUAAAUACAUCUGGUUGGGGCUGUACGAUGACAGGACAUUGGUUGUUCCAGACUUCCGCGAACAACAGAAAGUAAAAGAAUUCCUCCAGGAAAAAUAUGAGAAGAAAAGAUGGUACGUCCCUCCAGACCAGGCGAGGACAGUAGCCUUGUCCCAGGCCUCCAAGUCGGGCUCCUCAGCCAGCAGCACAGCCAGCACCUCUGAAGUCCAGCCCUUGAAAACCCUGCAGCUCAACAAGACCCCCCCAGCACAUCAGUCCCCGAUGGUGGUUCGCUCCCUGGCCCAUCCCGUAGUUCAGGAGAAGAAGUUUGACCUCCUCUCGGACCUGGGUGGAGACAUCUUUGCCGCUCCGCCCUCUCAGGCUGCCAGCAACGCCAACUUUGCCAACUUUGCAAAUUUCCCCAGCCAAUCAGCGACCCAGGUUAACUCAAAAGCUAACUUUGCCAACUUUGAGGCGUUUGGCAACUCUGGAGUACCGCCGCAUUUCAGGACCUCACCCCCCUCACAGUCGUUUGCGUCAGGGCGAGGUGUCCCAGUGCCGUCGGUGGCUGGUGCUGUACCAGCCCAGUCCCAGCUGGGUCCCUCGGCAGAGGACCGCUACGCCGCUCUGGCUGAGCUGGACAACGAGCUGAGCUCCUCGGCCCCUACAGGGAGCAGUGUCCAGGGUGAAUCUAGGAAUAUGUUUGGAGCUGUGUUGGGAACCUCGCCUGCCCAGACUCAGCCAGUCUUACCCAGCAUGCAUGUGCAGCAAGGCUUUGCAGCUGUCCCGUCCAAUAACCCAUUUGUUGCUGCUGCCCCCGAUAUGGCCACCAACCCCUUCCAGACCAAUGGUAUAGCACCGGCUGCAGCCUCCUUUGCCACAGGUUCUAUGAGUUUGCCUGCUGGCUUUGGGAAGCCCUCCUCCUACUGCCUCCCGACCAGUUUCAGUGGGACCUUCCAGCAGCCCUUCCCUGGCCAAGCCCCCUUCCCUUACCCCCAGCCAGGGGCCUACCACCCCCAGCAACCCAAUGGCCUUGGUGUCUACGGACAGACCAAGGCCUCCAUGACCCCCUUUGGGCAGCCCGUGGCUGGGCCGGGGAUGACCAAUAACCCAUUUAUGGCGGGCGCCCCGGCAGGAUCCUACCCCUCUGGAAGCUCCACCACCAACCCCUUCCUUUAGCGCGCCUCCCUCCCUCCCCGUCGUCACCACAAGAGGGCAGCAUGCAGCACCUAUUCAAUGACCGGCUCAGUCACACCCAGUGAUGUGACAGUACAUUUCUGAAACUCUGAAUUCAAGAUUUUCUUAACUAUGUUUAUGACACUAUGAAGGACUAUGGGAUCUGGGACUGCCCUGGAACGAUGCCAUUGGACUUAUAAGUUCUUUAUACAUAAUAUUUUGUAGUUUAUUAUGUUUGGCAAUAAGCUCUUUUAUUGUGCAUAUCGGCAUUUGUAAUCACGUUUAAAAUACAUGUUAUGUAUAAUUAGGACUUGACGUGGGCGGGCAACAUUGUGGAGGUGCCACUACAAUGUUUCUACCAGUGGGUUUAUAUGAUAACUAACAGGGUUGUUUGUAUACAACAAGUCUUGGAGUGAACUGAGGUGACGUGAAGAUUUUCGCAUCGAGGACGAUGAUUAGAUGUUGGUGAAGAAUCAGGCUGGCAGAGGCGUUAUUCACCUAAUUGCAUUUGAGGGGGCACCGAUGGUCAUGUUUAGUAUCAUUUAAUGAAUUCUGUGUAAAAGAAACAAUGUAUUGUGUAGCGGUUUCAAUGGGCGUGACGCCUCUGCCUGCAGUUAUGGUGUCCAGGAAAGGGACUUUUAUUUGGUGCAUGAUUAAUACUGCUAUUACUUGGGGUGCAACCUGGAGUCCGUUCAGCAGGGCACAACGUUGUGGAACAUUUCGAUAGAAAUAUGUUGUGUAGAACAAAAAUGUGUCUUUUGAAGGGAAUCAUAUUGACUCUUUUUUCAUUCAAUUUCUAUCUACAACAUUUGUCUACGGAACAUUUGCCCUGUUCUUAUUGAGCUCAAAACACCAUAGUGCUAUCCCAAAAAAUACCCAAAUAUCGUUUUUUGAGUGGAGUUUCCCUUUAAGGUUCCAAUGCUCUUAAGGAGCCCUCCCUGUGUUGCUUAACGGUUUACAAAACAGUAGAAUAAUCUUGAAUACAACUGUUUUUUUGUUGUUGUUUUUUUUACUUGUUGCUAGGAGGAAGUCCCAAGUGUAACAACAGCCCAAACACACGAACGUUGGAUAGGUAAGAGGCUGUUUGAAAAGGAACAGCUAAUACCUGCUGUAAAAACACAAUACCCCAGACUCCAGCAGCAGCAGUUUGUAUGACAGGCAGGUGUCUACUGCAGAAUAGAGAUUAAAGGGAAUAUCCACUCAAUAAUGACCUUUCUGUAUUUUUUUUCCCAUUAAGGUUCUAAUGCUCUAAGGAGCCCUCCCCAUGUAACCCGACCCGCAGGUGCAGGGCCGUAGCCAGGUUCUGAGUUAAAGUGGGGUCUCUCCCCCCCCAAACAAAUCCAAGAUUUUACCCCAUCAAAGAAAUGUUAAGGAAGUAAAGGUCAUUUACUGCAUUUAUACGAUUUACAAACUCUAAAAUGCUAUUUGGAGAACAGCAAAAACAAGCAUAAAUGACCCCAGCCAUUAUCACAUUAGUGGCCGUAGCUUCAUUCACUUCAGUCGACAAAUUUAGUUUAUUAACAAAAGGUAAACAACUAUGUUUGCUUUACAUAACUUUUUUUGUUGUUUCAGUUUUACAGCUAAUAUCCUGCCAUUCUACACACUUUGCCAUAGGGUGGGAAUACAUUCUUUGCCAUUUUAAAAGCUAAUUCCCUGCAAUUCUACACAUUUUGCCAUGACUUAUGCCAUGUUAAUAAGACACGUGACCUGCGUGCCCGGUUGGUAAUUCGGCCAUGAUUACUACAAGUUUAGAUAGCUGGCUAGACUAACUAGACCCAUUUACCAAUCUAAAAAAUAUUAACUGACAUGGGCAGUGAUUGUCAGUGAGUGACAUUUUUUUUUAUCAUUUAGCAGACACUCUUAUCCAGAGCGACUUACAGUUAGUGAGUGCAUACAUUUUUCAUACUGAUGCACAACCAAGUUUUUUUAAAUUGCACCUUGUGUAUUUUACUAUUCUAACUCUCAACAGUAAGUGGAGACCUCGACUCAGUUCCUAAUUAAUUUUGUUAAUGUUACAUUUUAUUUUUAUUAGAAAAAAUUACCGAGGUCCGGAAUGUAGUUCCCCAGUGUCCGGACCUUGGUGUCCUCAUAUGUAGCUACGGCCCUGCGCAGAUUUGUAAAAACACCUGAGAAGUUUGUUUUUAUUUGGAGCGAUGGUUAAAUUGUGCCCCCCAUCACUUUUAAUUAAUGUAAUCGUGUUACUCGCCAUUACAGUAAUAUGUUAGUCAAUGUGUACAUAUAAAUAUAUGUAUAAAUAUAUUAAAGAUUUUUAACUACA